Etheostoma spectabile (orangethroat darter) is the source of this 442-nucleotide messenger RNA. RefSeq names its product cystatin-C. NCBI's taxonomy places the organism in Eukaryota, Metazoa, Chordata, Actinopteri, Perciformes, Percidae. Gene Ontology annotation, molecular function: cysteine-type endopeptidase inhibitor activity. Gene Ontology annotation, cellular component: vesicle; cytoplasm. The record is from RefSeq and is a predicted model, not a curated record.
AUCACCAGAUAGGAAACAGGUGUGUGUGUGUUUCUCUAGACGGUAUAUUAACUGGGCUUUGACCGUGAACUAGUCCACUCAGAACCGAUACCAGGACUCCUGAUAGCUACUGCAGAACCACUUGUUGCCAUCAUGCUGUUUAUCUGGUUCUGUGUUUUUGUUUCUGCUUUCAUUGGUCGCUUUGUAACCGAGCAACAGCUACUCGGUGACCCACAAGAUAUCCCGGUGACCAAUGUUGAGGUUUUAGCUUCAGCACAGUUUGCUGUGUCUGAAUUAAACAAUGCCAAAACCGGGAUGACUUACAAAAUGGUGGAAAUAACAUUGGCCAAAAUUCAGAGCAUCGCAGCAUUUGUUCCAGCAUGGAACUACAUCCUGGAAACGCGCCUGCAACGUACAACGUGCAACACUGCUGAUAAAACAUGGUGUAACUCUAAACCCAAGG